This is a messenger RNA of Corylus avellana, 438 nucleotides long. NCBI's taxonomy places the organism in Eukaryota, Viridiplantae, Streptophyta, Magnoliopsida, Fagales, Betulaceae. The record is from RefSeq and is a predicted model, not a curated record.
AUGGACAAGCCUAGAGUUCCUCAUUUCGAAGCAGCUAAUAAAGUACUAAGAUACAUCAAAGCAUCUCCAACUCAAGGGUUGUUCUUUCCAGUUAAUUCUAGUUUACAAAUGAAGGCAUUUUGUGACUCGGACUGGGUUAGUUGCUCCAAUACAAGAAGGUCUAUGACAGGGUAUCGUAUUUUUCUUGAUAAUUCCUUAAUUUAUUGGAAAUCAAAGAAACAGAUGAUAGUUUCCAAGUCAUCUGCAGAGGCUGAGUACAAGGUCAUGGCAUCUACUUGUUGUGAGGUUGUGCGGCUUAGAACUCUUCUCCAAGACUUACAAGUUUCUCCUCAAACUGCCCUGCUCUACUUUGAUAGUAAAGCUGCUCUCCAUAUAGCAGCUAACCCUGCCUUUCAUGAGCGUACAAAACAUAUUGACAUUGAUUGUCAUGUUGUAUGA